Fopius arisanus is the source of this 2506-nucleotide messenger RNA. RefSeq lists its product as uncharacterized. The transcript is spliced from 5 exons. The coding region runs from base 23 to 1213 and encodes 396 amino acids. Lineage: Eukaryota; Metazoa; Arthropoda; Insecta; Hymenoptera; Braconidae. The record is from RefSeq and is a predicted model, not a curated record.
GUUAUAGAUUCAACAUGACGGGAUGCGCAAGUUGAAAAAAGCCCUGUCCCACGCCCGCAAAGGCACAACGACUCAUGAACGAAUCGAGUCAGGCAUCAAAGAUACAACUACAUUCGUAAACUAUCGGAAUCAUGUGUCUCGAGUGGAAAAGGUGGUGACAAACGAAAAUCCACCUUUUGUCGCUAGAGAAGAAGUGAAAUCGAUUUCUUUGAAGUACAACCGAAAUGACCCUGGACCGUCGGUCACAAUGCCGGAGUCAUUGGUAAAAAAUCGAGUGAAAAACCCGUCGAAAUGUCAAGUGAGAAAAUGCAGGGGUAUUAAAGCAAGGGAUACAGAGGCCGACAGGCUUCGUCAACUGAUCAUGAAAGUUAAAGAGCUUAAGAAAAAUGUUGACGAGUAUGAGACCAUAAAGAUUACUCAAGCCACGGAGUCGUGCCAUGUGCAGCCGUCGGUUGAAAAAAGCACUCAGACUGCCGUAGAUGAUACCCAGAGUGCCUUAAUUGUCCUCCACCAUUGCCAAGAUGAAAUGAUGAAGCUCCAGGAGUUCCUCCAGGACGCGUCCAGACAUUUGGAGAACCCCACUGGCGCAUGUUGUGAAAUUGUAACGCCUCAUGUUCACACUUUUGUCGAUGGUUUAUCAGCUGUCAUUAAAUAUUCCGUUGAUAGAACACCGCAUCAUGAAUUACCAUCGACAUCGUAUGAACCGCGGAAUUAUGACGCCAUUUCCUCGGAUAAGGGAAAUCAUAACCUCAGGGUGUGCCCUCGGACGAUAACCACUGCGGCUAAUGAACCUGAGGAUAAUUCCAGAUCAGAAACAUUCGUCAGUGAAAAUACUCCGGGAUUUAGGAUAAUUCGGCCGAGGCACGAGGAAAUAUUUCAAGCUGCCAUUAUUCAGAAAUUAUCGUCUUCGCUGGUUGAGGGAGAGAAUUCAACAGACAUUCAACUGCAGGCAAAAAAAACAUGGGAUAUGGAUAAAAUAAUCAUUGUCGUAAGAUGUUCACCACCGAGAUACGCUAGCCAAUUGCCCAUGGGUUCCAAGACUAUUUUAACCCUGAGGGAACCUGCGGUCUUCAGGACUUCCGAUUUGACUUCAACCUCGGAUUACACCGAUGACACGUCUGAUGAUGACAAUUCGGAUCACGAGACACCGAAUCACAUACGGAAAAAUGGAUUUCUAGGGAUAUUAAAUCUCCGGAAUCUGUUGUACAAGUAAUUCAUACAAUUGGAUACGAAACACAAUGGCAGCAAGAUGGCGGAGAUGCUGGAGGGGAAUCCGAGAGAGAUGUGCCAACCUAUCCUGUCUCCGAAAGGAUAAAAAAUCAGUUGAGAAUAAUUCGAAUGCCAUUGCUCCAUCCAUACCCCAAGAAAUUGAGAUACAGUCGGUCAAAGUACAAGAGGCUCGACAGGUUAAGCCUUUGGUGUCAUCAACUCAAUCAUCGGCUGCUACCAGACAAUCUCCAACCACUUCCAAUACGGAUAAUCUGUCCGACGAAUCACUCACUAUUAUUCACAAACGUAAAUUUUCCCACCGGCGAAAAUCCACUAGGCAAUGCCUGUCAAAAUGCUCCGAGACAGCUAGGCUCAACAUUGACAGCCCAUCCCAAAAGUGUCAACGAAAGAGGCGAGUUUUUUGCUCUCUGGCCGAAGACUUUGUUCAGGGAUUCUUAUAAAUUUAAAAUUUCUUUAGAGUGAAAAUUGAAUUUUGUCAACACGGAGCUCAAUGCAAAAAUGCUAAAUCAGGGUCUAGAGGGAGUUAUCGCCAAUUUAUCGACAGAACGAGGAAGAGCUUUCAGGGGUUUCAGAGUGAUACACUAGGGUAUUUUAAAAGGGCCAGAGAUAGGUAUGACAGUUUGUCGUUGACAGCUAGACAAUCUCUUCGGCGUCCUUGGAGACAAAGUGGGGGAAAUAUGAAUAUUUGUGCGGCCGAGAGGCCGUGCUGUCAGUGCGGCCGGAUUCAAGGUCACUCACAAGGUCAAUCGCAGAUUAAUGCCAAUAUUUAUCAAAUUUGUGAGUGCGAUGACAAUCCGAUGAGAAUGAAGGAUCACUUGGUGUCAUAUUGCGCUUGUUCUGUUGAUCUCUGUGGGAAUGGCUCCUAAAAGAUUAUUAUAAAUUCAAUUUAAUAUAUGGAAAAUCGAAUAUUAUUACUAUAUAUUAUUGGAUUCCUUUGAGCCCUCUUUCUCUUUCUCUCUCUCUAUAAACCUUUUCUCCUAGACAUUAUGUUAUUUUAUCACUUGGACAUUUUUACUACCGCGUCCAGUGGUGUCUGGUGUGUACAACCUAUUUGCUGGGCAUUAGCGUGGGAUUGGUUGUAAAGCCUCCAAAGGGGACAUAACGGUUUUAAAUAUAUGUAUUAGAUACAUAUGUAUUCGGCCAUGUGCAUUCGACCACUUGACGCCUUCACGAGGAGAUCCUGUGAGAAUCCAUUUGUCUCUUCUCGAACGGCUCCAUAAAAUAAUUAGAAUAAUCAAAACGAUGUUUUUUUUUUAAACGAUUUGAAUGAUGACAA